This is a messenger RNA of Exophiala mesophila, 1476 nucleotides long. RefSeq lists its product as hypothetical. Lineage: Eukaryota; Fungi; Ascomycota; Eurotiomycetes; Chaetothyriales; Herpotrichiellaceae. Bases 350 to 676 code for a protein of 108 amino acids. The transcript is spliced from 2 exons. The record is from RefSeq and is a predicted model, not a curated record.
CUCGCACUACAGCUGAAAGUCCAGGUUUCAGAAUCCUAGGUCCCAGGAUCCCAAGGAUCCAACGCAUGCAUUUACACCGACGCUGUUGCGACUAUCUUGUUUGUGAUUGCAUCCCACGACUCCCAUUGACAAAAUCAUUCAUCCUUCCAUUCCUGCUGACUCUAAGGUGCGCCCUUCAUUUAAAGCCUGCCGCCUACUCUCCCCCCACCACUUGACGUGGUCCGACAUCAUCAUCGUCCUUGCCCACUGUCUCUUCAGCAGAAACUAGCAACUCUAUAACUUACGUCAAACACAAGUUCGCGCCAAUUCCCUGUGUCGUCACCCCUAUUCGUCAAUUCUUCUCUCGAUCAUGGCCAAACUUGGUGCCAUCGUCCCUCUGAUCCUCACAUUGAUCCUUGUGGGCAUCGUCGCCGCGAUUGCGUUCGUCGUAUGGUCUAUCGCACACGACGUCGGACAUCAGACCAGACAAAAAUUGGAGAGGAAAAAUGUCUCAUUUAGUCGAGACGGCAUGAAGGUCGGGGUCAAAGAGAUUUCGAGAGAGCAACAGGAAGACAAAACCCAAAGUGUGCUGAUGAAGGUCUGGAACAAUGCAUCUUGGCCGGCCUAUCAAUCACGAUUGGGAUGGGGACAGGAGAGUCCAGCUGGAACUCCUUCGACAGAGAAGAGAAACCCGUAAGUUGAUCCAUCCAUUGGGGACGCAAAGAUGUAUCAAUAUGCAAUUGUUUCCUGACAUUGGGCAUAUGGACAGAUAUUCUCGAUCGUCGUCAAGUCAAGCCUCAGUACCUCGAUCCGCAUCCACAUCUACGCCCUCCGCUUCUCGAACCAAUUCUUCUACCAGAAUUAGAUGAAUCACAAACCGCAUAUCAAAGGGUUGUAAUGGGGUGUUUUCGGAAAUGUGGCCAAGCAGGACACAUGUGCUGCCUGCUACAUCGGAGCUUUGAAAGUUGCUUAGCCAUGUGCUGUUGAAAACUGGGGUUCAGAACCGGAUUUAUACCACCAGAUGAAUUAUGAGCUAAGCGUCGGCUUACGCAAUGAACGAGAUCACGACAGCAUGGCACUGUGUGCGAGUUUAUCAUGGCCUCCCCCGUUAGAGCGGGGAGUUGACUGACGGGCAGACAUUUCGACGUGGAGAGAAUGAACGCGCGCAAAUGGAAUUUGCGACUGUCUCGGAAAUCCUUUACAGUUUCUACCAAGACCCAUUGGUCUCGGCUGCCUCGAUGGUUUAGAAUUCUAUACCAAACUUCCGUUUGAAAGAUGCGAGGAUACGUCUGGGAUGCAAAGCUCGUCUACUAAGUAAACAUUUUCACGCCUUGAUGUAGCUAAUACCGACCCGUAUUCGGACAGAAAUAUGGACGGGUAGAUCCGCGGUUCGUGGGGGAGUGAAAGCGCAAACCGUGUCUGUGCUCGUGUUGUUCCAGAACCUUGAUCGAAUCGAGUAUGAGCCAGUGCCAUUUGGAUGGGAUGCCAGUUGAGGCC